AUGGAAAAACAAUUCGAUUUAAAUAAUUGGGAUGAGACAGCAACUUCCUAUUCAAAGUUUAUGAACAGUAAAGGUUUCUUUUCAAAGUUUGGUUCCGAUAUGAUAGCUAAAACUAUUGAUAAUCGUCGUAAAUCAUCACCUUUGAGAGUACUAGAUGUUGCUUGUGGAUCGGGUUCAUUGACAUUUCCACUUGUAGAAACACUCAAUGAAAUGAAUCCUUGUUCUGUUACUGGUGGAGAUGGUAGUAGUAGUUCAGUAGUCGCUGUUGAUAUCUCACAAAAGAUGAUUGACUUGUUGAAUCAUGCAAUAGAGUCACAAGGUAUGAAAAAUAUAGAGACUUAUUGUAUGAACGGUGAAUCAAUGACACAAUUGGAAUCGAAUCAAUUCGAUUAUGUAUUCUCUUCAUUCGGCUGGAUGAUGUUCAACGAUAGAAAAGCUGGACUUAGCGAGAUCUACCGACUUUUGAAGCCAGGCGGCAAGGUAUCGCUCAUCACCAAAGAUAGCAAUUGGUUUUUGAUAGCGGAUUGCAAAGUUUGCUAUGAAAUGCUUGGUGAACCUCCAGUUUUUCCAGAGAGUCUACUUAGGAGAUUGACAAUUCCAUAUCAGAAUGAACUAGAAGAUCUGUACAAAGAGGUUGGUUUCAAAUCGGUUGAGUUCUAUCGAUCAACUCAGAGUGUAAUGACAACAAUAGAAUCGACAAUCAAUGUAGUUAGAAAUAAUCCUGUCUUUCAAUUAUUGAAGCAACCUUUACCAAUUUCCAAAAGAGACCUACUUUUGGAAACAUAUAGAGAAAUGCUCAUUAAAAGACAUAUCAACAACAAUAUCAAUAACAGCAAUAACAACAAUUUGGAAUAUGAGUUGACUGGUUCAGUUAUAAUUUCAGUUGGUCAAAAAUAA
Messenger RNA from Heterostelium album PN500, 897 nucleotides. Its product is annotated as class I SAM-dependent methyltransferase. Bases 1 to 897 code for a protein of 298 amino acids. Gene Ontology annotation, molecular function: methyltransferase activity. The record is from RefSeq and is a predicted model, not a curated record. The transcript has a single exon. Lineage: Eukaryota; Evosea; Eumycetozoa; Acytosteliales; Acytosteliaceae.